UCCAAGAUAUAUAAAUUUUUUUUGACAGAUAAAUAUAUCAAAUCGACCCGUUUGACAGAUAAAUAUAUGCGCAAUCUGAGAUUGCGCAUCGUCUAUUGCUACGGAUAUGGAAAAAUAGUUACGAUCAACUACACUUGGGAUCAAGGUGUUAUAAAUGACAAGGUGAAGUUGUUCAGAGCAAAAUGACAUUUCUCGACUUGACAUUUCUCUUCCGGGGGCUCCGGUCAAGGACCGUAAAGAUAUCAGGUCAAGUUAUAAACCCGUUUUGACAGCUAGAUAGAAGAAGAAUCGACGAAGAAAACUGACAGUUAGUUUUCCGCGUUUGGCGAACGCUUCAAGUUCUCGAAGGAAAAUUUCCAUUUUAAAUCGGGUGUUCUAAUAAACUAAAAUAUUCACCCAAAUUGAUCUCCACCAAAUAUUGACCAUGCAAAACGUAAACAAUCCAUCAAUACAUAUACAAGCGGAAAACCAUCUGUCAAAAUCGGAGCCCAGGGGGGGAUCGCCAAAAGCGCUAUAACUACACCUCAUUAUACAUUCCACCUUGGCUCCGGUAUAAAAAUCGGGGAGGGGUGGUGCGGGGUAAUGAAAUUUGUAUGCAGAGAGUGACAGAUGUCCCCCACAAUGUCGCCCAGCAAAAGCGAUAAAAAUCAACCUUCUAAAUACAUUAUCCUUGAUUGGGAUGGCACUUGGGGCGAGUUCGCAAGCUGCUCGAAUUUGUUUAGCAGGCAGAUACACCAUCUUCCUGUAUUCACCUUGUGCAACAUCGAGUGAAUUGACACUGCCUGUAAACACAAUCGUUCCAAAACGAUCACAAAGGUGGCCUGGCGGCAUUCGGGAACGCAUGCUAUUGUUCGUAUCAUAUUCGCAGUAACUUUCGUGGUGAACGUGUCGCAAAUUAAAGCGAAAUUAACCCCACAGCGUUUCGCAACGGAAGUGAUCAGACACUGGGAAGCAUAUUGAAAAACGGAGACAACGCGGUACAAUAUUCCAGAUUUUUACCAACGUAAAAUUCGGCAUUGGGUGUUUCGUGAUGAUGAUGCAGAACGAGUCCACUGCGGCCAUGACCUCGGAUGCGGGAGGCCAAACGAGUCAAGCCAAACGAGGCUUGGCGAGCAAGGGAAAGAUAGCAGCGCAUUACCCCUACCAAAUGAGGAUUGAACCGCGGGCAGAAGGGUUCCUUGCUGAUAUUGUGUUCUGUUGUAUAUGUCAGCCGGCCCUCUACAUCCGUCCCUUUGGGACGGAAUUUGCGCAGCAGAUGGAUUGGUUGCACCAGAAUGUGCAGGCCGUGGCAGCGUCCCAGAUGCAGGCAGCAGGCGAGCAGGAGCAGGCGGUUAUGUUCGUGACGGGUGCACCAUGCCUUGCUCGGUACAGUGAGGAUGGGUCAUACUACCGGGCAAUCAUAGAGAAGGUGGACGAUGUGCAAGAUGCCGUCCAUGUCCUGUACGUGGAUUAUCUCAGUAAGGAAAUUUUGCCGAAGAGGGAUAUCUGCGAGUGCCCGCUAGAAUUGCGUUUGAUACCGCUGAGUUAUGCAUGUGUGCGGCUGGCGGGCGUUCAGCCAAACGCCACACGACCCAUUGCAGAGGUUUACGGACGGCUGCAGGAGCUUCUUGAAGCAGCAUCAUUUUACGUGCGAGUCAUCCAGCGCCCUGACGUGAAGGAGAGUACGAGUAUGCCAGAGGUAGAGCUCUUCACGGCGAAGGACUGCCAAACGCUCGCUUAUCAGACUUUAAUAGAUGAACAAUAUUUGGUUGCUGAUACCAACCAGUAAAUCAUUUGCGACACCCAUGGACAACCAAGUCCAUGGCUCUUCGCUAACUUUUAUUACUUUUUUUAUGAUUUGAUCACUACAAAUUUCGAUCGUUCAUGCUACACAGUUACGCCGCUGUUGGCAGUUCGAUUAGUAAUUCAUCACUCAUAUCUAAUGUUUUUUUUCAAGCUAGACCGUUCCUUCGCUUUGAAUUCAAUCUGAUGGCAGUUAGGUUUUUCAUUCUUUACUUACACAUUAUUCGGUUUACUUUCUCAGUUUUUGCAUUUAUAACAUUUAACUACCCAGAUGAUAUAGAAGUAAAAGAAUUAGAUUUUUUUUGUAUUUGAACUAUGAGCAAUUAUAAUAAAACCCAAGCAAAAAACAUAAACAACACAAGUGGUUUAUCUCUCAGUUUAUUUUAAUCGCACUGUUUAAGAGAGGUGUAGCAAGGGUAGCAUUUUUGUGUGAGUGUGUUGUACCUGUAUUGAUAUCGUCCGUUUGGUUACAAGGGUCAUCUUAAAAUAAUCAACUUAUGUUAAAUAUGUUUCUAUUUUUUAGCAUGCAAUAAUCCCAAUUUCAACGUUUUGUAUUUACCACUGUGUCCAUCGCAACGUAUGUUUAAGGUCCAGCGGCGAGGCUCCCAAGCUACUGUGUCAUCACAAGAAAAAGAAGUGAAACGAUGGAAC
This is a messenger RNA of Anopheles coluzzii, 2433 nucleotides long. Its product is annotated as tudor domain-containing protein 1-like. The record is from RefSeq and is a predicted model, not a curated record. The coding region runs from base 1031 to 1768 and encodes 245 amino acids. The transcript has 3 exons. NCBI's taxonomy places the organism in Eukaryota, Metazoa, Arthropoda, Insecta, Diptera, Culicidae.